Euleptes europaea (tarantolino) is the source of this 2016-nucleotide messenger RNA. Its product is annotated as hydroperoxide isomerase ALOXE3-like. Lineage: Eukaryota; Metazoa; Chordata; Lepidosauria; Squamata; Sphaerodactylidae. Gene Ontology annotation, biological process: linoleic acid metabolic process; lipid oxidation. The transcript has 13 exons. The coding region runs from base 1 to 2016 and encodes 671 amino acids. Gene Ontology annotation, molecular function: iron ion binding; oxidoreductase activity, acting on single donors with incorporation of molecular oxygen, incorporation of two atoms of oxygen; protein binding. The record is from RefSeq and is a predicted model, not a curated record.
AUGUCUUCUUACAGAGUCCAGGUGGCCACGGGGGACUUCUUGGGCUCAGGAACCUUCAGCUCCAUCUCCAUCACCUUGGUGGGGUCCAAGGGGGAGAGCCCGAAACAGCCGCUGAAUAAUGUGGGGAAGGAUUUCCUGCCAGGAGCGGUGGACGAGUACAAGGUGUCCAGUGACCGAGACCUGGGCCCCCUUCUGUUAAUCCGUCUCCACAAAGAGCCCUACGUGUUCUUCCCGGAGGAUAGCUGGUACUGCAGCUUCGUCCAGCUGAUAACCCCGCAAGGGGAGACCUACCGUUUCCCCUGCUACCAGUGGAUCGAGGGGCACCGGACCCUGGAGCUGAGGGAAGGCACAGGCAAACUGGCUUGUGAGGAUGCAGAAAACCCGUUGUUUAUGCGUCACCGGGCUGAAGAGCUGAAGGUGCGGCAAGACUGUUAUAGUUGGGCAGAAUAUGCUCCGGGAACUCCGCGGUGCCUGGCCGUGGAGAGCAUCGAAGAGAUGGACACGAACAUGAAGUUUUCCAUCACCAAGCUCAGCACCUUUCUUCUGCGUUCAAAGCUUGCGAAGGCCGAGAUGAAGAUGAAGGGCCUCUUGGACUGCCAGCAGUCUUGGAAGAAGCUGGAGGACAUCCGGCGGGUUUUCUGGUUCAACAGAACUCCCGUUUCGGAAUACGUUGCCGAUCACUGGAUGGAUGAUGCAUUCUUUGGCUACCAGUAUCUGAAUGGGGUCAACCCUGUGGUGAUCCGGAAAUGCACCAAGAUCCCAGCCAACUUCCCUGUCACCCAGGAGAUGGUGGCUGCGUCCCUGGCUGAAGGUACAUCCCUUCAGCAGGAGGUGAAGAAGGGGAAUAUCUUCCUCGUGGAUUACAAGAUCCUCCAGGGCAUCCCAACCAAUACCAUCCAAGGCAAGCAGCAAUAUUUGGCUGUCCCGCUCUGCUUGUUGUACCAGACGCCUUCCGGGGACCUCAUGCCCAUUGCGAUCCAGCUCAGCCAAACCCCAGGUUCCAACAACCCCAUCUUCCUCCCCAGUGACCCAGAGUGGGACUGGACCUUGGCGAAGAUGUGGGUGCGAAAUGCCGACUUCCAUGUCCAUCAGAACAUCUGCCACCUCCUGCGGACUCACCUGCUAGCCGAGGUCUUCGCCAUGGCCAUACUGAGGCAGCUGCCGAUGUGCCACCCGCUGUUCAAGCUGCUGCUCCCUCACAUCAGAUACACCCUCCAGAUCAAUACGUUUGCCAGAGUCCGGCUGAUCAUGGAAGGAGGCAUGAUGGAUCAGGCCACCUCCGCAGGCUACGAAGGAAUCGGGCCCAUCGUAGGCAAAGGCACCCAAGAGAUGACCUACACCUCCCUCUGCCUCCCAGACGACAUUGAGGCCCGCGGGGUCACCUCCAUCUCUAACUACUACUACCGGGACGACGGCCUGAAGAUCUGGACCACCAUUGAGAGCUUUGUCUCGAGCAUCGUCCAGUUCUAUUACAAGAACGAUGACCACGUCCAAAGCGAUCCAGAGCUCCAGGCCUGGGUUCUGGAGAUCUUCCAAGAAGCCUUCAAGUCCAGGAAGGCCUCGGGCGCCCCCUCCUCAUUGAAGACCGUGGCAGAGCUUACAAAGUUCUUGACGAUGGUGAUAUUCACCUGCUCGGCACAACAUGCUGCCGUCAAUAGUGGUCAGUAUGACUUUGGUGCCUGGAUCCCCAACAUCCCACCCUCCAUGAGAAGACCCCCACCGACGGUCAAGGGCACAGUGACCUUGGAGCACAUCCUGGAGACCAUUCCUCCAGUCAACGUCACCUGCAUCGCCUUGAGUUCUCUGUGGCUGCUAAGCAGUGAGGCAGGAGACCGGAGACCUCUGGGAUACUAUCCGGACGAGCAUUUCACUGAGGAAGAACCAAAACGCUUCAUCAAGGCGUUUCAGGAUCACCUGGCUGAAAUUUCUGAGGAGAUCAACAAAAGGAACCGAUCUCUGCCUCUCCCAUACAACUACAUGAACCCUUCUGAGAUCGAGAACAGCAUCUCCAUCUAG